CUGACACUGCACCUGCCAGGCCGAGUAUGGAGCUGGGAUCAUCGGUAAGAGCGAUCCGGAGCACUAGGGUCCUGCGGGACUCUGAGUUACAGGCCGCGGUAGUUGUUAUAAAGAACGGAAAGAUUCACCAUAUUUUGAGCGAUUCCAACUUUUCUGGAGCUGAGGUGUUAGAUGUUGGAGACAGUGUGGUGAUGCCAGGUCUAGUUGACAGUCAUGUGCACGUGAACGAACCAGGGCGCACCACAUGGGAGGGUUUCUGGACCGCCACCAGAGCAGCCGCUGCAGGAGGGGUGACAACUAUUGUGGAUAUGCCACUAAAUAGCAUCCCUCCAACCACCACACUUGCAAACUUUCAAGAGAAACUGCGUGAAGCGGCGGGGAAGUGUUUUGUGGACACUGCUUUUUGGGGUGGAGUCAUACCUGGAAAUGAGUGGGAGCUUCAGCCGAUGAUCAGGGCUGGAGUUGCAGGGUUUAAAUGCUUCAUGAUUCACAGUGGAGUGGACGAGUUUCCACAUGUGACCAACAGUGAUCUGCACACAGCCAUGAAGCAGCUGCAAGGGACCGGUACUGUGCUGCUGUUUCACGCAGAAAGGGAAAUCCAAGAUGUCAAACAGGAUUCAAGAGACCCCUGUCAAUACUCCACUUUUCUGCAGUCAAGGCCAGAUGAGAUGGAAACUGAGGCCAUUCGCAUUGUCACACAGCUCUGCCUACAAUACCAGGUGCGGUGUCAUAUAGUGCACUUGUCCUCUGCCCGGCCACUGAAGAUGAUCCAGGAAGCUCGAGAGACAGGGGCCCCUAUCACCGUGGAAACCACCCAUCACUACCUCAGUCUGCGAGCGGAGGACAUACCAGCAGGGGCCACACAGUUCAAGUGCUGUCCACCAAUCAGGAGCUCUGCAAAUCAGGAGGAGUUAUGGUCUGCAUUAAAAGCCAGGGACAUUGACAUGGUGGUGUCUGAUCACUCUCCCUGUACUCCGGACCUCAAAAGACUGGAGACAGGGGACUUUACGGAGGCCUGGGGAGGCAUCUCAUCUCUGCAGUUUGGUCUGCCUCUGUUUUGGACCUCUGCCAGUCAAAGAGGGUUUGGGUUGCCGGAUGUGGUGAGACUUCUGAGUGAAAAACCUGCCGAGAUGUGCCGCCUGGACCACCUCAAAUCGAGACUCACUCCCGGUUUUGACGCAGACCUGGUCAUAUGGGACCCAGAGAGGGAGUUUGAGAUAAUAGAAGAAAAUAUCCAUCACAGGAACAAGUUGACGCCGUACCUGGGUAUGAAGCUGCGGGGUGCAGUCAGGGGCACGGUGGUCCGGGGGCAGUUAGUGUUUUGGGAGGGACGCUUCAGCCCUGAGCCUCUGGGACAGCACCUCUUCAUCCACCAGAGGAGGAACCAGGCACAACUAUGA
Messenger RNA from Boleophthalmus pectinirostris (great blue-spotted mudskipper), 1400 nucleotides. Its product is annotated as Allantoinase, mitochondrial. Gene Ontology annotation, molecular function: zinc ion binding; allantoinase activity; cobalt ion binding. Gene Ontology annotation, cellular component: cytoplasm. The record is from RefSeq and is a predicted model, not a curated record. The transcript is spliced from 11 exons. Gene Ontology annotation, biological process: allantoin catabolic process; purine nucleobase catabolic process. Lineage: Eukaryota; Metazoa; Chordata; Actinopteri; Gobiiformes; Gobiidae. Bases 27 to 1400 code for a protein of 457 amino acids.